Molecule: messenger RNA, 472 nt
Organism: Synchiropus splendidus (mandarinfish)
Lineage: Eukaryota; Metazoa; Chordata; Actinopteri; Syngnathiformes; Callionymidae
Gene: phf5a
Product: PHD finger protein 5A
Exons: 4
Coding region: 55-387 (110 amino acids)
Biological process (GO): mRNA splicing, via spliceosome
Cellular component (GO): precatalytic spliceosome; catalytic step 2 spliceosome; U12-type spliceosomal complex
Source: RefSeq, a predicted model, not a curated record
GUGAAAGGUGAACAUUGAAACAGAUCAGCGGUGAUAGCACAACGUUCGCCAACAAUGGCUAAACAUCAUCCAGAUCUCAUCUUUUGCAGAAAGCAAGCCGGUGUUGCUAUCGGCAGACUUUGUGAGAAAUGUGAUGGAAAAUGCGUCAUUUGUGACUCCUACGUGAGGCCAUGCACGCUAGUGCGCAUCUGUGAUGAGUGCAACUACGGCUCCUACCAGGGACGUUGUGUGAUCUGCGGAGGGCCUGGUGUGUCAGAUGCCUACUACUGCAAAGAGUGCACUAUCCAGGAGAAAGAUCGAGAUGGGUGUCCUAAAAUUGUCAACUUGGGCAGCUCCAAAACAGACCUGUUUUAUGAGAGAAAGAAGUACGGUUUUAAGAAGAGGUGAAAACACGCAGGAGACAUUUGAAGACUGGUUUUCUAGGAUAAGUCUUGGGGAAAAAACAUUUUUGAUUUGUCAAUAAAGCUUGAUU